AUGUCCGUCGCAACCUCGAUACCCGAUACUUCUCUAGGCCUCACUUCUUCUGAAAUCCAAAUUCUGCGGCAACAACAACAGAUUGCGUUGCAAGGAGGAGGAGGCCAUGUCGGUACCGUCUCGAGAGGUCGUGGCUCCGGGCGGAAUAGCAAUUCCAGUUCGCGCGCUACGAGUGCUGCUAGCAGUCAGGGCCGGCUCCUGCUUGAUCCUAUGAGCUUGAGGGCGCUGUCGCAUCAGUUGGAAUAUCUGCAAGAGCAGAUUCAUCAUCGCAUUGAACAUUUAGAAGAUCAAAUGCAAGCAUCGAUACAAAACAGUCGUGACCGCGCCGGUAACGUCAUUCGCAACGCCGAUGCAGAGAUUGCACGCACCCGUGCCAUCCUCGCAGCAAUCGACGACUUGGAGAAUGAGCUCGCUAAGAUCGGCCAUAUCAGAGACAUUGUGAAAUCAUUUCGUGCUCGCAUUGAAAGUUAUGAUCACCGCCUUGAUCAAGCUGCACGUCGUCGAUGA
Talaromyces marneffei is the source of this 507-nucleotide messenger RNA. RefSeq lists its product as uncharacterized. Gene Ontology annotation, biological process: endosome organization. The transcript has 2 exons. The record is from RefSeq and is a predicted model, not a curated record. Bases 1 to 507 code for a protein of 168 amino acids. NCBI's taxonomy places the organism in Eukaryota, Fungi, Ascomycota, Eurotiomycetes, Eurotiales, Trichocomaceae. Gene Ontology annotation, cellular component: BLOC-1 complex.